GGCCGAGUGUCGGGGCGUUAGCCGCAGCUAUGAUCGAACUGCAAGAGCUGAAGAGAAGCACGAGAGAAAAUCAUCAUAAACGAGCUAGACAUGGAGCAGCCGGCAGAGCGUCGCGUUAUCCACUCAGCGCCGAGGAGUACCGACGCCGAGAGAUGCGCGAUCGAGCUUUCAAGCACAAAAUCAAGCUGUUCAUCGUCGGCCUCGGCUCGUUCCUCUCGCUCCUGCUGAUCUACUGCCUCUGGCGGGUUCACUCCAUACAGCGACACACCAAUUCCCUGCAGCAGACGGUCAAUUAUCGGAUAUUCAGCUACGAGGAGGUGCAGGCCAUCGACAGGGCCCAGCAGCAAGACGCCGUCGACGUCGAGUCGAGCGAUCUCGACGACGGCUAGCUCCGCUUUUAUUCGUGCAGUUUUUUUACUUAUUUAUAUACUUUUUCCAUCUACUUGUGCGAUUCCUAUCCGAAUAAAUGAUGUUCGUCCGUA
This is a messenger RNA of Trichogramma pretiosum, 482 nucleotides long. RefSeq lists its product as uncharacterized. The transcript has 2 exons. The record is from RefSeq and is a predicted model, not a curated record. Bases 30 to 389 code for a protein of 119 amino acids. Lineage: Eukaryota; Metazoa; Arthropoda; Insecta; Hymenoptera; Trichogrammatidae.